Fomitopsis serialis is the source of this 2092-nucleotide messenger RNA. Its product is annotated as general substrate transporter. Gene Ontology annotation, biological process: carbohydrate transport; transmembrane transport. Gene Ontology annotation, molecular function: carbohydrate:proton symporter activity. Bases 91 to 1761 code for a protein of 556 amino acids. NCBI's taxonomy places the organism in Eukaryota, Fungi, Basidiomycota, Agaricomycetes, Polyporales, Fomitopsidaceae. The record is from RefSeq and is a predicted model, not a curated record. The transcript has 15 exons. Gene Ontology annotation, cellular component: membrane.
CGGAACCAUCGUGGGUGUUUCGACGAGUCCGUCUGACCUCCCUAAGCCCUCAACGAAAGUCUCUGCUCAGGCUGUCCAAGCUAAUUCAUCAUGGCUGGUGGCGCUGUCGUAGCAUCAAGUAGUCGUCGCAGAACGCUGGCUGGGCAGUCAGGUUUUGCGGGGCUGGUACAUAACCGCAAGGUCUUCGCAAUUGCAGUCUUCGCGUCUCUGGGUGGUAUGCUUUAUGGAUACAACCAGGGUGUCUUCUCAAGUGUACUCACCAUGUAUAACUUCGACCAACGUAUGGGAACUGCCGUCACGAAUACCGACACCAAGGGUUGGCUCGUUUCGGUGCUUGAGCUUGGCGCCUGGUUCGGUGUGCUCUGCACCGGCUACCUCGCUGACAGGCUCUCGCGGAAAUACUCCAUCGUUCUCGCUGUUGUGGUCUUCUGCAUUGGCGUUAUCGUUCAGGUCACUGCGUUCCACCCCUCAUCCAUAUUUGCAGGCCGGUUGAUUACCGGUCUGGGUGUUGGUUCGCUGAGUAUGGCUGUUCCGCUUUACAAUGCCGAGCUCGCACCACCAGAAGUUCGUGGUAGUUUGGUCGCGCUCCAGCAACUCGCGAUCACCUUCGGGAUCAUGGUCUCCUUUUGGAUCGACUACGGCACCAACUACAUCGGUGGGACAGGCGUGACGCAAUCUGAGGCUGCAUGGCGCGUCCCUCUCGCGCUCCAGCUGAUACCCGCGCUCGUCCUCGGUGUCGGUAUCCUCUUCAUGCCCUUCUCGCCGCGUUGGCUCAUGAACAACGGCCGCGAGGAGGAGGCGCUCAUGGUCCUCAGCCGUGCGAGGAGUCUUCCGCCAAACUCAGAGGUCGUCCAGAUUGAAUUCCUCGAGAUCAAGGCUCAGUGCAUCUUUGAAAAGGAGAUAUCUGAGAUUCAGUUCCCUCAGUACCAGGAUGGGUCCUUCAAGUCGAACUUCAAGCUUGGCCUGCACAGCUACUGGAGUCUGUUCCGGACGCCCGCCCUCCUGCGACGUGUGAUGAUCGGCAGCCUGACCAUGUUCUUCCAACAAUGGACGGGUGUCAACGCGAUCCUCUACUACGCACCGACUAUCUUCCACAACCUUGGCCAGACGGGUAACACGGUGUCACUCCUUGCAACAGGAGUCGUGGGUAUUGUGAUGUGGCUUGCGACUAUCCCUGCGGUGCUCUGGGUUGACAAGAUCGGCCGAAAGCCAGUCCUGAUAUCUGGCGCGCUUCUCAUGGCUGCCUGUCAUCUCAUUGUUGCGGUCCUCACAGGUCUCUACCAACAUUCAUGGGCUGAGCACAAGGCAGCUGGUUGGGCCGCGAGCGCCAUGAUUUGGGUGUUCGCUGCUGGGUUCGGCUACAGCUGGGGCCCUUGUUCAUGGAUCGUCGUCGCUGAGAUCUGGCCACUCUCAGUGCGUGGCAAGGGUAUGUCGAUAGCCUCGUCCUCGAACUGGAUGAACAACUUCAUCGUGGGCCAAGUCACACCGACGAUGAUGCAGAACAUCACCUUUGGCACGUUCGUGUUCUUCGGGUCGUUCUCGUUCCUCGGUGCCCUAUUCAUUGCGUUUAUGGUGCCAGAGACAAAGGGUCUCACACUCGAAGAGAUGGACGAUGUCUUCGGCUCAGAAGGUCUCGCCGCCGCGGAUACAGAGCGACAGCUCGCGAUCGAGAAGCGUCUCGGCCUCGACCAAUACGCCUACACGAGCUCGGACGCGGACAGCUCGGAGAAGCAGGAAAUCCAUAUGAACGCCAAGGUGUAGGCGCUGCCAACGAUCUGCUACGAUGCGGCGCUGUCUGUUGGCGCCAUGUAAUGACACUGUGUUCUAUUAUGAGUGACGAUUCGGCGUUGACUGGCAUGUACCCACUACUGUAUAACAGGUUCUGCAUUGUUUGUCCGCAUGCUCUUCCUUGCUGUCUGUCGCACGGCUUGCAUCGUGCAUGCUUUUGAUGCUGCUGUUCAACAGCAAAUAAUGUGGUACGACUCGGAGAUGAAGAUAUAUAUGCAGAUGAAUGAACAUGAGUAUGCCGCCCAGAGUAUCAUAAUGGUGUCCGAGACCGAGGCGAUGCACGGGUUCGCUUUACGAAUUUAUG